CCCAUGUGCACCCAGAGCAGCGCUUCUCACAGGCAGCAGGGUCGCCAUGAGCCUCCGAGGGGAGCAGGUGCGCAGCUUCCUGGACGAGAACCCUGACUUUGCCCACCAGUACUUUGGGAAGAAGCUGAGCCCCGAGAAUGUGGCUGGGGCCAGCGAGCAGGGGCUUCUUAUGGACUGCAGCAGCCUGCGGGAGCUGUGCCAGGUGGAGGAGAGCAUGGCCCUGUUCGAGCUGGUGCAGGACAUGCAGGAGAGUGUCAACAUGGAGCGUGUAGUCUUCAAGAUCCUGCGGCGCCUCUGCACCAUCUUGCAGGCUGACUGCUGCAGCCUCUUCAUGUACCGGCAGCGCAAUGGUGUUGCCGAGUUGGCCACACGGCUCUUCAGCGUGCAGCCGGGCAGCACCCUGGAGGAGUGCCUGGUGCCCCCUGACUCUGAGAUCGUCUUCCCUCUGGACAUUGGGGUCGUGGGCCAUGUGGCCCACACCAAGAAGAUGGUGAAUGUUCAAGAUGUGGCAGAGUGUCCCCACUUCAGCUCUUUUGCUGAUGAGCUCACCGAUUACGUCACAAAGAAUAUCCUGGCUGUACCCAUCAUGAAUGGCAAAGAUGUCGUGGCUGUGAUAAUGGCUGUGAACAAGCUUGAUGGUCCGUGCUUCACAAGCGAAGACGAAGACGUUUUCUUAAAGUACCUAAAUUUUGCUACAUUAAACCUGAAGAUCUAUCACUUGAGCUACCUCCACAACUGCGAGACGCGCCGAGGCCAGGUGCUGCUGUGGUCAGCCAACAAGGUGUUUGAGGAGCUGACAGACAUCGAGAGGCAGUUCCACAAGGCCUUCUACACCGUGCGGGCCUAUCUGAACUGUGAUCGCUACUCAGUGGGGCUCCUAGACAUGACCAAAGAGAAGGAAUUCUUUGACGUGUGGCCUGUGCUGAUGGGGGAAGCCCAGCCGUACUCAGGCCCACGCACUCCUGAUGGGCGGGAAAUCGUCUUCUACAAGGUCAUCGACUACAUCCUCCAUGGCAAGGAGGACAUCAAAGUCAUUCCCACUCCACCAGCAGAUCACUGGGCCCUGGCCAGUGGCCUUCCAACCUAUGUGGCAGAAAGUGGUUUUAUUUGUAACAUCAUGAAUGCCUCUGCUGAUGAAAUGUUCAAAUUUCAGGAGGGGCCCCUGGAUGACUCUGGGUGGGUCAUCAAGAAUGUGUUGUCCAUGCCCAUCGUCAACAAGAAGGAGGAGAUUGUGGGUGUUGCAACAUUUUACAACAGGAAGGAUGGGAAGCCAUUUGAUGAACAGGACGAAGUCCUCAUGGAGUCCCUGACACAGUUCCUGGGCUGGUCAGUGAUGAACACUGACACCUAUGACAAGAUGAACAAGCUGGAGAAUCGCAAGGACAUCGCCCAGGACAUGGUCCUUUACCACGUGAAGUGUGACAAGGACGAAAUCCAGGCAAUCCUGCCAACCAGGGAACGUCUGGGGAAGGAGCCAGCUGACUGUGAAGAGGAUGAGCUGAGGCAAAUCUUGAAGGAAGAACUGCCAGGGCCCAGCAAGUUUGACAUCUAUGAGUUCCACUUCUCUGACCUGGAGUGCACUGAACUGGAGCUGGUCAAAUGUGGCAUCCAGAUGUACUAUGAACUGGGUGUGGUCCGCAAGUUCCAGAUCCCCCAGGAGGUCCUGGUUCGGUUCCUGUUCUCCAUCAGCAAAGGGUACCGAAGAAUCACCUACCACAACUGGCGCCACGGCUUUAAUGUGGCCCAGACGAUGUUCACGCUGCUCAUGACUGGCAAGCUGAAGAGCUACUACACAGACCUGGAGGCCUUUGCCAUGGUGACAGCCGGUCUGUGCCACGACAUUGACCACCGUGGCACCAACAACCUGUACCAGAUGAAGUCCCAGAAUCCCUUAGCCAAGCUCCAUGGCUCCUCAAUUUUGGAACGGCACCACCUGGAGUUUGGGAAGUUCCUGCUUUCCGAGGAGAGCCUGAACAUCUACCAGAACCUGAACCGGCGUCAGCACGAGCACGUGAUCCACCUCAUGGACAUCGCCAUCAUCGCCACAGACCUGGCACUCUACUUCAAGAAGAGGACCAUGUUCCAGAAGAUUGUGGAUGAGUCCAAGAACUAUGAGGACAAGAAGAGUUGGGUGGAGUACCUGUCCCUGGAGACAACACGGAAGGAGAUCGUCAUGGCAAUGAUGAUGACAGCCUGUGACCUGUCUGCCAUCACCAAGCCCUGGGAAGUCCAGAGCAAGGUCGCUCUUCUGGUGGCUGCUGAGUUCUGGGAACAAGGAGACUUGGAAAGGACAGUCUUGGAUCAGCAGCCCAUUCCUAUGAUGGACAGGAACAAGGCAGCCGAGCUCCCCAAGCUGCAGGUUGGCUUCAUCGACUUCGUGUGCACCUUUGUGUACAAGGAGUUUUCCCGUUUCCAUGAAGAGAUCCUGCCCAUGUUUGAACGGCUACAGAACAACAGAAAGGAGUGGAAGGCACUGGCCGAUGACUACGAGGCCAAAGUGAAGGCCCUAGAGGAGGAGAAGAAGAAAGAGGAGGAGAGGACGGCCAAGAAAGUGGGCACAGAAGUCUGCAAUGGUGGCCCAGCACCCAAGUCGUCAACCUGCUGUAUCCUGUGAGCACCAGCACUGUGGGAACUGAUGCUCCCAAUCUACUCACACACUAGGACUCAGGCCCUGCCUCUGGCAGCUUGAUACAAGAGGUUAGGAAGACCAAAAAAAUGACUGAAAAUAACUUUGGAUAUUUUGGGGUUUUUUUUUUU
Molecule: messenger RNA, 2757 nt
Organism: Otolemur garnettii (small-eared galago)
Lineage: Eukaryota; Metazoa; Chordata; Mammalia; Primates; Galagidae
Gene: PDE6B
Product: phosphodiesterase 6B
Exons: 22
Coding region: 47-2614 (855 amino acids)
Biological process (GO): signal transduction; retina development in camera-type eye
Cellular component (GO): photoreceptor outer segment membrane
Molecular function (GO): 3',5'-cyclic-nucleotide phosphodiesterase activity; protein binding
Source: RefSeq, a predicted model, not a curated record